Messenger RNA from Psilocybe cubensis, 573 nucleotides. RefSeq lists its product as uncharacterized. The transcript has 3 exons. The record is from RefSeq and is a predicted model, not a curated record. NCBI's taxonomy places the organism in Eukaryota, Fungi, Basidiomycota, Agaricomycetes, Agaricales, Agrocybaceae. Bases 1 to 573 code for a protein of 190 amino acids.
AUGCCGAAGAUCGCUGAAAGGAACAUUAAAGUAUCCGAGGAUUUUGAAUCGCAAAAACAGUUGCACCGCCCAAUGCUUGCAAGCGUUGAGCAGCAUGUUUCAUACUAUCGAAGUGGGAGGCACGAUAACCUCCCAGGAAAUCUUACCAGCAUUUCUCACUCCAACACCGGAGAAAUGAGAACAAGUUCUACUCGAUCCAUGCAGAUGGAUUUAAACUGCGAAGGAAGCUCCGGGGUUGACCCCGUCGAGCCUUUCGCUAGGCUUGUGCACCGUGAUGGAGGGAUGGUUGACCGUCCCUCUACGACGAAGGGUGGCAAAAGGCGCGAAUCUGCUUCUACCGCCAAACGCCCCAGAACAGGGCCUCUACAGGACCCUGCGCAGACCAAUGAGGGAGAAGGCAGGGUUGCGGCGACCCUGACAGCCGCAGUGAGGCCGCAGUUGCGGCCAGAGCGACCGCGCUGUCUUUCAGACGGGUUCUCACAGGGGCGUCUGGUGAUAGACAAGCGUGAGCGUCACCGAAAGAAGGAGGGGGGUGUCACCUUCCAGGUGAUGAGGCCCACACAAGGGCCAUAG